Messenger RNA from Hemicordylus capensis (graceful crag lizard), 8636 nucleotides. RefSeq names its product SMAD family member 5 (gene SMAD5). Gene Ontology annotation, biological process: SMAD protein signal transduction; transforming growth factor beta receptor signaling pathway; regulation of transcription by RNA polymerase II. The transcript has 6 exons. The record is from RefSeq and is a predicted model, not a curated record. Bases 403 to 1800 code for a protein of 465 amino acids. Lineage: Eukaryota; Metazoa; Chordata; Lepidosauria; Squamata; Cordylidae. Gene Ontology annotation, cellular component: heteromeric SMAD protein complex. Gene Ontology annotation, molecular function: RNA polymerase II cis-regulatory region sequence-specific DNA binding; DNA-binding transcription factor activity, RNA polymerase II-specific; I-SMAD binding.
CCCGCGUCGCGGCAGCGCGGGAAGGAGAGCGAGUGAGCGAGGGAGGGGGGGAGAGACUGCGCUCUCGCUGGGUGGGAGGAGGUGAGGAGCAAGUAAUGGCCGCCGGCGACUGACGGCCCGGAAGAUUGGACGGGUAUGCGUUGCAGCCGCUCGCCCCCAUAGGAACUUUUCGGCCAGUCGAGUCUCAAUUCCAGUUCGCCCAUGGCGAGUGGUCAAGGGCAAGGCUUAGCCUUUCCUCCCCCUCCCCUGUCGGAGCGAGACGACGUCGACUAAUGGAUCUUAACUGUCUUUUAGCAGGACUAAGGAGCGAAUCUCUUCCUUGGAUUAAAGGGAAGCUGGUUUCCACAGCACAGCCGUCCGGAGCCUGCAACUGAGUUCUAAAAACUGUCCACGGCUGGUCAAAUGACGUCAAUGGCCAGCCUGUUCUCGUUUACUAGCCCAGCUGUAAAGCGUCUGUUGGGCUGGAAACAAGGAGAUGAAGAGGAGAAAUGGGCAGAAAAAGCAGUGGACGCUUUGGUUAAGAAACUGAAAAAAAAGAAAGGCGCCAUGGAAGAGCUGGAGAAGGCCCUGAGCAGCCCUGGACAACCCAGUAAAUGUGUUACGAUUCCCCGUUCCUUAGAUGGUCGCCUUCAAGUCUCUCACCGCAAAGGCCUUCCUCACGUUAUAUACUGCCGUGUCUGGCGUUGGCCUGAUCUGCAGAGUCAUCAUGAGUUGAAGCCCUUGGACGUUUGUGAAUUUCCUUUUGGAUCGAAGCAGAAGGAAGUCUGUAUCAAUCCAUAUCACUACAGAAGGGUGGAGAGCCCAGUUCUACCUCCAGUUUUAGUGCCAAGACAUAGUGAAUUCAACCCACAGCAUAGCCUUCUGGUUCAGUUCAGAAACCUAAGUCACAAUGAACCGCAUAUGCCACACAAUGCUACAUUUCCAGACUCGUUCCAGCAGCCCGUCGGCACUCAGUUUCCCCUUUCUCCAAACAGUCCUUAUCCACCUUCUCCAGCCAGCAGUACCUAUCCAAAUUCUCCAGCUAGUUCUGGACCAUCUAGUCCAUUUCAGCUACCAGCAGAUACACCACCACCUGCAUAUAUGCCCCCUGAAGAUCAAAUGGGACAAGAUAAUUCUCAGUCUAUGGACACAAGCAAUAAUAUGAUUCCUCAGAUAAUGCCGAAUAUUUCAAGCAGAGAUGUUCAUCCUGUUGCCUAUGAAGAACCCAGGCAUUGGUGUUCAAUUGUGUAUUAUGAAUUAAACAAUCGAGUUGGGGAAGCUUUUCACGCAUCUUCCACUAGCGUCUUAGUAGACGGAUUUACAGAUCCCUCUAAUAACAAAAACAGAUUCUGCUUAGGCUUACUCUCCAAUGUUAAUCGCAACUCAACAAUUGAAAACACCAGGAGGCACAUUACAAAAGGUGUCCAUCUGUACUAUGUUGGUGGAGAAGUCUAUGCUGAAUGCCUGAGUGAUAGCAGCAUAUUUGUACAGAGUCGGAAUUGCAAUUACCAUCAUGGAUUUCACCCUACAACUGUGUGCAAGAUUCCCAGUGGCUGUAGCCUAAAAAUUUUUAACAACCAGGAAUUUGCUCAGCUCUUAGCUCAGUCUGUUAAUCAUGGGUUUGAGGCAGUGUAUGAGCUCACCAAAAUGUGCACAAUUCGGAUGAGUUUUGUAAAAGGAUGGGGAGCAGAAUAUCACCGGCAAGAUGUUACAAGCACACCAUGCUGGAUAGAAAUCCAUCUUCAUGGGCCUCUCCAGUGGCUGGAUAAAGUACUUACACAAAUGGGUUCUCCUCUAAAUCCCAUAUCUUCUGUUUCAUAGUGCCAAAAUAUUCUCUUCAGCUAUAACUUUAGUGACCAUUUUCUAAUUCUAAGCAAUUUCCAAACUGUGUGUACAGAUAACAUGUUAGCAUUCUUCUACUUGUGACCAAUUCUGUUUUUAUAAUCACUUUUCCUUUUAAAGGAAAAGUAAUAUUCAUGUUUGGAGGAAAAUAACAAUUUAAUUUUUAUGUUAUACAUACUGGUCAAAAUCUUUUGACUCCACUGGAAAUAUCUUAAUAUGUCACCAAGGAACAAAUUUUGUAAUCUGACAGAGUAUAAAUAACACUGGGUUUUUUUGUUCAAUUUGCCAACUUACUACUUGUGUAUAAUGUUUCUGUAUGAUUUUUUUUGUGUGUGAUGAUGAUGAUGGAAAUCCUUAAAAAACCAAGCUUUAUUUCACCUGAGAUUGCCUUUAGGUUGAAUAAUAUGUGACUUUAUUAUAAGCACAUUGAACACUUGUUACAGAUAGUGAUGUUAGACUUUUGCAUUACUGGAAGACAGUUCUGCCCUACUCAAUAGCAAUUUCACCUAUACCGCAAGUCAGUUCAACACAGGAGGCCCUUACUUAUCAUGGGUUCUGCAUUUGUGGUUUCAGCUAUUUGCGUUCUCCUGUAUACACCUGGUUUCAAUUAUCAGAGCUGUGAAUAUUGACCAUUGGUGGUUCCUGUGUGUAUUUCACACUUCCAGUCAUAUUUCCAGCUUGGAGGCACUUCUGGAGGCAGUGUGGAACCUUGUUGGGAUGUGGGGUGUUUUUGGUGGAAUUUGGGGUGGGGGGGUGGGAGAGCAUUGCUGGAGCGCUGGGGUGACCAAGGUAUAGUGCUGUAGUCCUCUUUUCCAUCCCCUCUUUUGUUUUUUAGUACUUUUGAAUGUACCAAGGAACCUAACCCCAUAAUUCCCAUAGGCACAGGGUUUCAGUUAUUGCAGAUUUGGCAUUUGUGUGGUGGUAUUGUGGAAUGUAAUGCCCACAAUAAUCAAUGGCCCCCUAUACUGCCUUUAGACAUUGUGUUUAAAGAGAAGUUGGUCCAAGGACUCGCUGUUCCCUAGACUAGUCAGUAUUUUUCCUUGAUUUACACUCAUGCUGUGUGUUGUAAUUUUUUAAGAUAUAGCUUUUUAGCAAUACAUAUAUAUUAAUGUAAAAAACACUACUUUUUAAUAUAUAACAUUACAAGGACCUGCAUUGUGCUUAGCCUUCCAUUUUAUUUUGCCUCUAUGGCUGGUAUCCUGGCUCCCUAACUUCACUGCUGUUACUUUGCAGUAUUAGUUGUGAUUCCUCUGUACUUAACUUUUCUAACAAGGAUAUUGGGAAUCUCAAUCUGAUAAGUGGUCAAAAAUAUCUGUUUACUAAAUUACUGGGGCAGGCCAGUCACCAGAUCAUAAGAAGGUCGUGUCUGCCAAUGGAAACAAAUCAUAAUAUAUGACUGAAACCUAUAUUAUAAAUUGUAAUGCCUCCUGCAAAGUAAUGCCUCCUGCAAAGCCCUAUUUAGACAUUAUACUACGUGUGCAUGUAGAUUUCUGCACAUGAACUUGUGUGUUUGUGACUGACCAUGUGAACCUGGGUACAGGCUCCCUCAAAUACAGGAAGUGUAGCUGCAUUGAACAUAACACACAUACUUGUAUGUGUAUACAGUGCACACAGAUUUUACAUGCAUUGAACUUAAUCUGUGAACAGAGCUAGAGAUUCCUGGCAUGAUUGGUCACUAGAGCUGGCAGUCUUUGAACUUGAUCUUUGAUCUUAUGUGAGCUGUGUCGAAGAGUUCUGAAGAGUUUAACAGAACUAGAAAUAUUUAGUAUGGUCUUGGUGAAUGUGCAAGUUAUCUCACUGAUGUCCAUUAGGGAAUAUUUUACAAAUGGGGGCUAAACCUUAAGAGCCUCUGGGAUGAACUUUAUUAAUAGCCCGAUGUGUUUCGGCAAGGCCUUUAUUAAAGGCUCUUGUUCCAUCUGUCUCGGUAGUUGGAAUAGGCUAAGGAAAAGGAGAUACGAUUCCUUGUUGAAAACCUUAAUGCUCUAAUGGUUGCAUUGGAGUUCGCUACAAUAAAUAGUAGCUGUUUUUUCUUAGCUUCUUCUGACUACUGAGACACAUUGGUUGAUUAAAGGCCUUGCAGAAAUGUGUUGGGCUAUUAAUAAAGUUUAUCCCAGAGGCAUUUAAGGUUUAUCCUCCAUUUUUGUUUGACUUGGUGCCUCCCCUUCUUUUUCCUACAAAGGAGACAUAUGUAUGCCUGAGUUGUAGGCAGGUACCAGUGCAGUUAUUCUGAUGAAUAUGCAGUCUCCCUAGACAAGAUAUGCAUGUCUGGCAGCCUGAUUUAUUGAAAACCGAGCCUUAAAUGACCUGACCUUCUUCAGAUGUCACUGUGGCUACUAUAUGGUAAGGUUAUUUUGUUUUUCUUUGAAGGUCUCUUUUGUCACAUUUUAAAUUUGGUUUUUUAAUUAAACAAAAGGACUUCAACAGGCAAUAAUAUGUUAAAUAAAUACUUUUCUGGUAAAGAAAAAUACCAAGAGUAAUUGUUAGUAUUUUCUUAUAAACAUCACAACUAAAGUCUUCAUAAAUUGGGUAGCCCAUUUUGUAGCACUUCAUGCUUUCUGCACUAGGUCCAGUGAACCACAGAAUGUAAUGUAGGGUAAAGCCUUCAACAGCCUUUUAUUUAUAAAAACAAAACACAACCAGGGGGCGGAGGAUAGUAAAAAAAAAGCAAAAAAAAAAAAGCAACUUCUUGGUCUGUAUGGCUGUGAAGGUAUCUAGUAAGCUGGAGAGAAGACACAGAGACCUUUCUCACGACUAGUGAGAAAGGCCCACCCUGUCUGCGGGAAGGAAGCCCAGAAAAGCUUACCUCCCCACAGACGAUCUUCCAGGCUUCCCUGGGCAGGCAGAUUGCCUACCCAGAUGAGCACUAGCUGAUUCUGGGAGUCAGGGUGCCAGAAUGUGUCUCCCUGCAUUGCCCCACCCCUCGGAAGUACCAUAAUGCCGCACGUGAGUGUUUAGUGCAUUAUGGGGGACCCCCCCCUUCCCCAGGCUCCCCGCAGCCUGGCAGCCACAGCUGACAGACAAUUAAAAAAAGAACUGGGUUAGGAGAGCGCUUGCUCUCCUAACCCCAUUCUAGAGGGAGGCUUCACAGGCCAGUUUGCUGCCGUGGUGCUAUUGGGAUCAGGCCUGAUCCCGGCAGUCCACAUGCGCAUACAAAACUGGGCUGGGCUCCCUUAGCCUGGUUUUGCACGUACGUGUGUGUGUGUGUGUGUGUGUGUGUGUGUGUGUAUAGCCUCACAGUCGAAUUCCACCAUGACUGAAGCUUUGGUGUCCUGCAUAGCUCCUUGAUAUCUCACUAAUGGGCAUAAACAGAAUGUUUGUUAUGCAAUCAAGCAAAUGUUGCUUUGCACAAAUUUGAUAUCUCCCUGCGAAGUUUUGGUGCAGAGCCCUGCCCUCUUAAGGCUACUCUGUGGCUUUAGGUGGUGGAGGGAGUAUUUUGGAAAUAUUCCUUCAUGCAGUUCCGUAGUGGGAGCAGGAACUAGAGAAGGGAUGGACAUGGCUUUAAGACAGAAGAUAGUUUGUGUGGUCUGCAUUUUGCCUGUUUGCCAAGUGUUGUGAUCCUUGCAAUGGAGGAGGUGGUCCUCUGAUCCAGCAAGGUGCUCCUUGAGUGAGUGCAUACUCGACAUCACUGAACACAGAUCAGUAAGAGAUACUGAGUAACAUUCUUGCUCUGUAAACUUAAAAACCAUAGGUAGCCCAUUUGGCUUCUAAUUAAAACACACAAAUGCGUGCUCAACUGAAGAAUACCUAAAGUUAAUCUAACCAUGCAGAGAAGCAGCUAUCUAUAGCUUCUAGCUAUAUGGUGAGGGGCAUGUUAUCCUGUUCCUGCAACAUUGGAAGCUGCCAUAUACUGCGUCAGACCAUUGGUCUAUCCAGCACAGACUGGCAGCGGCUUCUCCAAGGUUGCAGGCAGGGGUCUCUCUCAACCCUAUCUUGGAGAUGCCAAGGAGGGAACUUGGAACCUUCCGUAAGUAGUGGUAAGCUUCACACUGGCUUGGUUGCAGCCACUAUGAUGUAAUUCCCAUGCUACACCUGAUUCUUAAAAAUAGCUAUGCACCUGGUUGUGACAUGCUUGCAAAGAAUGUUUCAAAGCUGUAGAAGAUGAUGAAAUUGUAAUCUUGUGUGAAGGUUCACAGGAGUUGCUCUUGUGCUUACAUAGUAAUGUUGGCAGAACAUGGUCUUGAAGGAAUAACAUUGUUUACAUAUGAUAAAUUGUUUUCAAAUUGCCUUAAAGGGAAAACAAAUUGACUUUCACCACGUUGUAAUGUUCUUUUGUUCACGUUACUCAUUUUUAUAUCGUUUAAGCAUACUUUCUCUAGCUUUAUUUUUAAAUAGAAAAAAUAUAUGGAUUUGCUUUGUGACCCUUAUGUUUUCGCAACUACUUACUCUUUAGUGUUACAGCCAGCAGUUGUCUAUACACUCAUGAUGUAAUCCACUGGGAGCUUCUCCUCCUGUGCAAGCCCCACUGAAGAUGAAUAAGAGAUUCACGGGAGUAUCUGGUGCAUUGUACCCUGGCCUUUUAAUCUUUCUGUAGGUCCUAGAUGUUUUGUACCUGCACUUGAACUCAUCUGUGUUUUAACAUUAAGGUAUCAUCAUCUUAUACAUGUUUCCUUGAAUAGCAAAAACUCAUGUACAGCUUCUCUGCCAUACAACUAGUCUACUGCAUCAAAGGCUUACCUUUAUAACUGAUAGCCUUUUAAGACCUCUACCGUUUAGAGCUAUCUAAAGGCCUAAAGAUAUUUGCAGGUACAGAUUCUGUGUACUUCUGCAUGUAGUCUCAAUAUUGCUAUGUCUGUAGUCAAGAAAUGCAUGGUAAUCUUGUCAAGAACAAGAAUGCUACUUAACCUUCUGAUGCCAAUUUAAAACUAUAUUACCAGCAGUAAUAUGGGUAUCCUAGCGCUUGGUUUCCCUUUUCCUGUGUAGGGACAAACUAUUCAAUACUGAUGCAACAGUUUGUGACUCUUGUUCGGGAUUAUGAGUCUGCUUCCUUCUUUGGGAUAUAUUUGUGCAAAUCUGUGUUGCCAGUUCUUUAGUUCUGCUUCAAUAGCUUAGACAUCUGUUCAUCAGAAGAUUAAUAAAGCAGUGCUUCAUGUUACCUAGUUUGUUCUUCACAACAAAACAGCUGCUUCCCUUGUAGUAAAAUCAUGCAUGCACUGACAUGUUCUCAUAAUGACUAUGUAAGUAUGAGAGUAGACUGCUGUUUGUUCACAUUUAGUCCAGUCAUAAAGUUCUCAUCAAAUAUUCUGUUUGUCCCAGUAAAAUGAGUGGAUAAUCUCAUUCCUUGCUGAAGUGUGCAACUUCUUAUGCUUCUCACAGGCCUCUGUUGGUCCUCUUUCAAGGUGUAGGUAGGGAGGGAUACUUGCUUAGACAUCUCUGCAGGAUGUGCUUAUUCUCCAUAAUGCUUCUGGUGGACAUUAACUAUGCAAAUUUCCUGUUUUAGAUGUUCAGUUGCUUUAUUGUGUUGAAAAACUGAAUUACUUAAAUUUGUACCAUUUUUUUGCAUUGAUUAGAUUACAAACUUGCUGACCAAAAUGCCUCAACUUAUUUUUACACUUUAAAAUAUUUUAUAAAGGCUCUUUCAUUUCUGCAACUCACUGAGAUUGUGCUGUAUAAAUAGAACACUGAAUUGGGAGAGAGCCAACAUCCUUGGCAUGGGAUGUGGUGAUGGCAACCAGCUUGGAUGACUUUAAAAGGGGGUUAGACAGAUUCAUGGAGGACAGGUCUCUCAAUGGCUACUAGUCUGGUGGCUGUGGGCCAUCUCCAGCCUCAGAGGCACGAUGCCUCUCAAUACCAGUUGUAGGGAAGCAACAGCAGGAGAGAGGGCAUGCACAUACCUCUUGCCUGUGGGCUCCCCAGAGGCAUCAUCUGGUGGGCCACUGUGGGAAACGGGAUGCUGGACUGGAUGGGCCUUGUGCCUGAUCCAGCAGGGCUGUUCUUAUGAGUGAAAUGUAGCAAGCAAUAGGAGAGGAGAGCUGGUCUUAUGGUAGCAAGCAUGACUUGUCCCCAUAGCUAAGCAGGGUCUGCCCUGAUUGCAUAUGAAUGGGAGACUAGAAGUGUGAGCACUGUAAGAUAUUCUCCUCAGGGGAUGAAGCUGCUCUGGGAAGAGCAGAAGGUUUCAAGUUCCCUCCCUGGCUUCUCCAAGAUAGGGCUGAGAGAGAUUCCUGCCUGCAACUUUGGAGAAGCCGCUGCCAGUCUGUGUAGACAAUACUGAGCUAGAUAGACCAAUAGUCUGACUCGGUACAUGGCAGCUUCCUAUGUUCCUAUGAUUUUGAACCUUUCAUGGCAUCCCACUUCUUAUGUGUUUAGAUAAUUCACAUGUAAAUUACUGGUUGGUAAAAAUAAGGAUAACAAUCUUGUGGUUUAAAUAUAUAUUUUUAACCUAUUGAUUUAUUUCACUGUUGCUUUUGUUUGCUUGUGGACAAUCCCUCUUGUGGGCUGUGGCUGGAAAAACAUUUUUAAAGUGUCAAUUUUUUCUUUUUCCCGACACCAUCAGACAUAAUGAAAAGUUAAUGUCUUUGCCUAAACUGUUGUGUUAAUGGACAAUAUUUCUUUUGAGGAAGUCUAGUUAAAUUUCAGAGGCACUGAUCAAACCAGUAACUAAGUAUACUUCAUCUUGCUGUUUGAUAAAUACUAGUAUGCAAGUGUAUAUUACAGAUAUAACCUCUGUACAUCUGUUUACAUUGCAGGAGACAUAGUUCUAGCAGCAGUAUUUAACUUCUAUUCCUAUGAACUUCUGUGCUUAGUUGGGUUUUGGCUGUUCUAAUGUUUCAAUAUUUUUGCAUACUUUUGCAGUCUAAAUAAAUGAGGUCUUUUCAGAA